Mucor velutinosus is the source of this 696-nucleotide messenger RNA. RefSeq names its product Hsp7-like protein. The coding region runs from base 1 to 696 and encodes 231 amino acids. The record is from RefSeq and is a predicted model, not a curated record. The transcript has 4 exons. Gene Ontology annotation, molecular function: structural constituent of ribosome. Gene Ontology annotation, biological process: translation. Gene Ontology annotation, cellular component: mitochondrial large ribosomal subunit. NCBI's taxonomy places the organism in Eukaryota, Fungi, Mucoromycota, Mucoromycetes, Mucorales, Mucoraceae.
AUGCUUCGUUCAGUAUUCUCGGCCCGUAUUACAACGCUAGUUCCUGCUCGUGCAAUUUCAACACACAUUCAACCGCCCAAGACCCCUGUCAACCUGGGCCAUUUGUCUGAUAAUGCCGGUGCUGUAUCAGAGCGUACUCGUGUUGGCCGUGGCCCUGGUUACGGUAAGGGUAAGACUGCUGGUCGUGGUCAUAAGGGCCAAAAGGCUCGUUCAGGCAAUGGUCAACCUGUUCCUUGGUUUGAAGGUGGUCAAACUCCUUUAGUCAGACGUUUGCCAAAGCGUGGUUUCUACAACAUCCAUGGUAAAGAUUAUCAAGAGUUAAAUUUGGAUCGUUUGCAACACUGGAUCCAAACUGGCCGUAUUGAUGCUUCUCAACCCAUCACUAUGAAGCAUUUAUUAGACAGCCGUUGUAUACAUAAGAUUGAGGAUGGCGUCAAGUUAUUGAGUGUAGGCGCUGAGAGCUUCAGUACUCCCAUCACAAUUGAAGUGUCCAGAGCAUCGCAAAAGGCCAUUGAGGCUAUUGAAAAGGCUGGCGGCAAGAUUGUCACUCGCUACUACAAUGCUCUUGGUUUGAGAUCUGUUGUUCAUCCCGAGAAAUUUGCACAAUUACCCAAGUUAGCAGCACCAUUACGAAAGGAAGAAAUCAAAUAUUACUCUGAUCCUAAGAACAGAGGUUAUUUGGCUCAAGAGGCAUAA